AUGGUUAGGCUUGCAGAGGUGUCGGAGCCUUCUCAACACUUUUCUGAUCAUCAUUACGAAAGAAGGGUACCGCAUGAAGAAGAAGACUUCUCUUCAGCUGAUGUUGGUAGAUUUCUGUUGGAUCUUUCCGAAGAAUUGAAUCUUUCCAACAACGAAGUCUUUGCUCCUCCACCAAGCCAUAACAGGUCGGAACAUGAUGAGUCGUUGAAUUUGGAUUUUAUGGAAAACAUGUUUCAUGGUGAUGAUGUCAGCGAAAACAUCAACAAUACCAAUCAAAGUAAUCAAAAUCCUAGCCUGUCAAAACAAGAGUGUGAUGAGUCAACUCAAGAGCAAGAAUGCAAUCUCACAAGAGAACAACACGAAGAGAGUUGUCAAAAUAUAAUUUCUAACCAAAGCAACACCAAUACGAACUCUCAACAACAAGAACAACCAUGUACUCUAUCACAACGAGCUAAUCAUUCGACACCAUCACCUAUCACUGGUGAUGAUACAAACAUUAUGGAGGAUGAAGAAUCUAUUCUUUUCAACAAAAGUAUUGCGACUCUGAGGAGCAGCAACAUUUUUAAUAUGACGACUAAAUCCCUAGGUUCAGACUUUAUCCCAUCUUCCCCUCUUCUCUCAACCCAAUAUUUUGGAGAUUUUGAUGAUGAGCUAUCAUUUUCACAUAAAUCAAACAAGAGAAAAGAAGAGAUACAACCAAAAGCGAGAAAAAGAGCAAAAAAGAACAUUAAGAAAAUUCAGAAAAAUUCUGUAAUAGAGCUGUCAGAAAGUGAACAGUCUGAUAUUAGUAAUGAAGACAAUGAAAAUGAUGAAACAUUGAAAAUCAACCGUCCGAACAGAACUCCAGAAAUUACUGAAAAGGAUAGGUUACACUUUGGCGAUGCCUCUAAAUGGAAUGAUAUUAAGGAUGCUAGUUUUUCGGAAAAAGGCAAAAGAAUUUAUGGGUAUAUUGAACCAGUACUGACAACAUACGAAAAAAGAUUAGACUGUUCAUGCACUAAAACCCAUAGACCUCCUCAGUGUGGAAUUUGUGGAAAUGGUAAAAACGAUGAGGCUGCAGAAUCAAUUUGUGCAUCUUCUAUGGGAGGCUACGGUGAUGAGGAUUAUGGAAACAUCUUAAUUUAUACAGGGCAAGGAGGUUCAGAAACUAAAGAUCAAACAAUGAAUAGUGUCAAUAAGAGUUUAACUUUGAACCUAACAAAAAAAAUACCAGUACGUGUUGUGCGAGGUUUUCAAUUACAAACCAAGUAUGCCCCAAAAUCUGGUUACAGAUAUGAUGGGUUGUAUUGGGUUACAAAUUAUUGGAAAGAGAACCAAGUGCUUCCAAAUGGAAAGCAAGGUGCUAAAGUCUUCAGGUUCAGAUUGCAAAGCAAGUCCGACAAUCCUAUUAGUAAUUCUGAAAGAGGUAAACGUAGAGGACGCAAGAGAAAGGCGAAAGAAAUCAAAGUAGACCUUGAAGAGACUGUUGAGAGUGAAGAUCAUUCUGGUAUCAUUCAGGAUCGUGACGAAAUUGAAGAGCAUUGCAUUCUUUCGAGACAGAUGAAGGGAAAAGGAAAUUCUUUUUUGAAAACUCCUCUAAAGAACAACGAUCAGUAUUAUUUUAGAGAAAGAGAACAAGCUAUCACCAAAUAUUCUCAAAAGUAUGGACAUGUAACAACCCAAUACGAUAGAGCUCAUUUAUUUAAUCCCUUGCAGGAUAUUCGAUUUAUUAAUAACAGGAUCAUCCACAACACCCAUUGUAACACUCAUGACCAAGUGAUUACGAAUCCAUCACAUUUGUCAAGUCCUCAAAAAUCCCUCAUGCAUUGGCAUGGCUCAUCCUCAGAAUUCACAGAAUUACCUCUGUUUUUUCGGAAUGAACCUGAUGGAAUUUUUAUUGAAACUCCAGAGCAACAACUUCGAUAUGUGUACAGAUAUGGACGAUCGAUAGGAAAUGAUCUAAAUAUCAUAGAUAAUAUUGAGAGAGUUGUGAAUACAAUGAUAACACGACCAGCAGAUAUCGAAGAAGAAGGAAAUUUAUCAAACCAGUUAAUACCUGUGGAACCUUUAGAUAACAAUGAAAAUACUGAGAACAAUACCUUUAUAUCAGAAGAUAUUGCAGAAAAGGAGGAAAUCAUUUUCCAGCCUUUCACAAUUCAAAAAAUUUGUGAUAUCUGUGACAAUGGGUUCAUGAUUUCGACCUCCUAUAUGCUUUCAGAAAUCAAUACUAAGUAUUUCUUGGAGAUUCUAUGUGCACAUUCGUUUGGGAAACGACAAUUUCGCCCUGAAUUGAAAUAUCAAGAUUUAUUGCUACUGAUCGAAAAGUUCCUUAUGAAAGAACGUGAAAUUUUGCAAAAUGAAAUCUCGUCUCAACAGGAGAACCUUGACAUCCAAGAUCAAACUUCUUUGAAAACAAUCCUGCAAGACAGAAAGCUGGAACACUUUAACAGAAUUAACGCCAUCCUUAAAAAACUCUAA
Molecule: messenger RNA, 2457 nt
Organism: Naegleria fowleri
Lineage: Eukaryota; Heterolobosea; Eutetramitea; Acrasida; Naegleriidae
Exons: 4
Coding region: 1-2457 (818 amino acids)
Biological process (GO): protein ubiquitination; negative regulation of gene expression via chromosomal CpG island methylation
Molecular function (GO): ubiquitin protein ligase activity
Source: RefSeq, a predicted model, not a curated record